CAUGAACUAUAAAACACUCUUAAUAAUAAACAAACUAAAUAUUAAGUUUAUUUAAUGUUAAUUAAAUUUAGUAUUUUAAUUAUUUAAUAAUUUUUUUACUGAGUUUCUAUUGUUAUUAAUAUUUAAUAUUAUUUUGUGUUCUUGCGGUAGAAUUUGUUCUUUAAUCGAGCUUUUAAUCUAAUUAGUUAUAUUUUUAUUAUAGUUUAAACGGUAUUUGCAAAAAGUAAAAUGAAUCGUAUAUUCGGAAAAUCGAAAGAAAAGGCUCCACCUCCAGAUAUGACUGCUGUCAUAAAAGGAGUAGACGAUCGUGCUGAAUCAGUAGAACAAAAAAUUAAUAGACUUGACAAGGAGUUAAAAAAAUUAAAAGAUCAAAUGGCUAAGAUGAGAGAAGGUCCAGCUAAGAAUUCAUUAAAACAAAAAGCAUUAAGAGUCUUGAAGCAAAGAAAACAAUAUGAAAGUCAAGCUGAAAACUUAAGAAAUCAAUCUUUCAAUAUGGAACAAGCUUCUUAUGCAGUUCAGUCAUUGAAAGACACUCAAUCAACAGUAGUUGCAAUGAAAACCGGCAUGAAGCAAAUGAAAAAAGAAUUUAAAAACAUUAAUAUAGACGAUAUUGAGGAUCUUCAAGAUGAAAUGGCAGAUAUGCUGGAUCAAUCAAAUGAAGUACAAGAAGCAUUAGGACGGACAUAUGGAGUACCAGAUAUUGAUGAAGAUGAACUUAAUGCAGAACUUGAAGCAAUUGGUGAUGAAUUAGCUUUAGAUGAUGAUACAUCUUAUCUAGACCAAGUGAAUGUUCCUGACAAAGAACCUGGGCAAAAAGAAAAGGAACCUAGUAAACCGGGUGAAGUUUCUGUAGAUGAAUUUGGUUUACCAAAAAUACCAGCACAACUUUAACUUUGAAAAUAAAAUUACAAAUUAUAUUAAUUUUACUUUUACCAUUAUUUUUUUAAGACUUAAAUAAAUAUUAAAUUACCAUCUACUAUAUUAUAUUAUAUAUGUAUUAAAUAAAUGUGUAAUUACAAGUUAAAAAUAUUUUUUUAAGAACAUUUUUUCUUAUAUAAUUACAUCAUAUAAGUUUAUUUACAUUAAAAUAUAUAUAUAUAUAUAUAUAUAUAUUUGAUUUUUUAAGCUCAAUUCAUGAUUUGUUUCAAUCGUAAUUACCAACAUUUUAUAACAACAUGUGUUUUCAUACAAGACCAUUUUAAUAAAAACCGAUUUUAUGCUAUCAAUUAUACAUAACUAGUUUUAAGAGUAACAUACUCAUUAUUCAUAAGCUUAUGAAUUGCAGUGUUCGCUUUCUUCUCUUAAUUAGCAUAAUAAAAUAUAAAGUUUCUCAUUACAAUUAAGUAAGAAAAAUUGUCUAUGAUUAAAUAAUGUAAAAUACAAUUUUGAAUUUUUUCAACAAUUAUGCAAAAUCAGAAAUUUUAAAAUUAGUCUGAUAAUAAUUUUUCAUUUAUUGAUUAAUACAAUACUGGACAAUGUAAAUUAUGAUAUUUAAUAUAAUAUACCUAGUUAUUAAUUAGAAUUAUAUUUUAAAUAUCAACAAACAAAAAUAAUAGUUAAAUUAAUACUAUAUAUAAGUACUUAAGAGGUCACUUCACUCACAUGUAUUGUUUCUGUCUUAUAUAUAACAUAACAAAUUUACAAUUAAUAAAAUAUAUGAUGUGCUGUUAGCUUCUAUAUUAGAAAUAUUUGGCAAAUUCUUUCUAUUUGAAGCAUGUAAAACAGAGACAAUACGUGUAAAUAUUAUUUCUACUUAUAACCACAUAUUAUUAAGUCAACAAAUUAUAAAAUAAUAAAAAAAGUGCUAUUGAUAACAAA
Messenger RNA from Aphis gossypii (cotton aphid), 1818 nucleotides. RefSeq names its product charged multivesicular body protein 5 (gene Vps60). Gene Ontology annotation, cellular component: multivesicular body. The record is from RefSeq and is a predicted model, not a curated record. The transcript is spliced from 4 exons. Gene Ontology annotation, biological process: vesicle budding from membrane; late endosome to vacuole transport via multivesicular body sorting pathway. The coding region runs from base 229 to 891 and encodes 220 amino acids. NCBI's taxonomy places the organism in Eukaryota, Metazoa, Arthropoda, Insecta, Hemiptera, Aphididae.